AAAAUUACUUUUUUUGUUUUUUUUGCUCGUCUUUUACCUUUCUGUCAAAAGCCACAUUCUCAUUGCUGUCUGGUACAUGGGCAUAGUUCUGUUUGGACCUGCAGUAGCGCUAGAAGCUGUGACCGACUUUCCCUUGUGGAGUUCCAUCUUUAUUAUCGAACUGGUCGCCGUGAUCUACACAGCAUUUGGCGGACUGAAGGCUGUCAUCUGGACAGAUGUCUUUCAGGCCUUUGUGAUGUUUGCUGGCAUUUUCGCCAUCCUUAUAAAGGGCACAAUUGACGCUGGGGGACCUAAGGCUGUGUGGGAUACGGCGUAUGCAGGCGGCAGGCUGAACUUCUUUAACUUUGACCCAGAUCCCCGGACUCGUCACACAUUCUGGAACCUGUUUGUCGGCGCCAUCGUUCGUGGGUUUGGCCUGGGCUUUAACCAAAGUACAGUUCAGAGAAUCAGCAGCACCAAGACACAAACUGACGCCAAAAAGAUGUUGUUCAGCGUGGCGCCUUGUUACUUCAUCUCCCUGAUCAUUUCCACCUAUGAAGGGACAGUGGCUUAUGCCUACUACCAGGCAAAAGGCUGUGACCCGUUUGAAUCAAAAGCUAUAACUGACCCCAAUCAGAUUGUGCCAUAUAUGGUGAUGGACAUAUUUGAAUACCUUCCCGGCAUGCCAGGAUUAUUUCUAGCAUCACUGUUCAGCGCUUCUCUCAGUACUUUAUCCUCGGGACUGAGCAGUUUAUCUGCCCUACUCUGGGCAGACGUGGUCCAUCCAAUAGUGGGACCAAACAUCUCGGAGCUGAAGGCUACCCUUAUUGCUAAAACUGCAGUGUUGAUUUUUGGUGCUUUGGCAUGUGGGAUCGCCGUCCUGGUUUCACAGAUUGGUGGAACUCUGACUCAGCAUGAUUCAGCCUUUGCUGGACGCUCUAAUCGAAUCCUCUUUUUGGGUUGUUUCUCUCCAAUAUCUAAUGAUAAGGGCGCUAAUAGCGGACGGUUUUGCCGGGACUGGCCUUCGCUUUGGAUCGUCCAUGGGGAUGAACUUUCACCAGUCAUCAAGAAAAAUCCCUGGUUAACCUCCAGCCUCGAUAUAGCCAACUGUUCCAAAAUAAAAAUUUUAUCACAACAUGAUAAACGGUAUGUCUUUUUGAUGAAAACCGUUUCAA
Messenger RNA from Candidula unifasciata, 1154 nucleotides. NCBI's taxonomy places the organism in Eukaryota, Metazoa, Mollusca, Gastropoda, Stylommatophora, Geomitridae. The record is from the annotation of a GenBank genome assembly.